AUGGCAAAAAAAGUCUCCUGGCACGACCAAGUCCUCCCCGCAAUCAACUCCCUCAAAUCAGAAAUCCGCACUCUCCAGAUCAAGCCCGGCCCCCCAGACUCCCCUCUACGCUGCAAAUUCCACGUAUCAACCCUCGACGACCUCGACUUCCCCUACGAAGCCCUCUCGUACGCCUGGGGAAACGACAAUCCCAACACCUAUGAAGACAUCUUCUUUGGAGACAACAAUGUCGGAGUCACGCCGUCACUGGCCGAUGCCCUCCGACGACUGCGGCUCCCCGAUCAACCACGACACGUCUGGGCCGACGCCCUGUGCAUCAACCAGACGGACAAUCUCGAAAAGUCGCUGCAAGUCUCCAUGAUGGGCCGCAUCUACAACAAGUGCAGGCAAGGCGCCAUCUGGCUCGGCUCCCUGGGCGACAUCGCCGAGUCCGACGCCCAAGCAGCCCUCGACACCCUCUCCUGGAUCGCGGGCGACCAAAACCCUCCCCCCUGGCUAGACGACGAACAGAAAAGAAUCGCCGCCGCCGCCGCCUUGAAGACCGUCCUCAACGUAUCCUGGUGGUCCCGCAUCUGGACCGUCCAAGAGGCAAUCCUCCCCCCGACAGCCACCAUCUACUGGGGCCCCUGCGAACUCCCCUGGGCCGUCCUCGACAAAGCCUCCGAGAGCUUCUUCAACGACAAGGCGCCCGCAAUCCACCACGAGUUCUGGGACAACGGCUGCCUCCUCAACCUCCAAGGCUCCCUCCGCGGCCUCGGCGCCUCCCGCGAAGAAGAGCUCUUCCAGCUCCUCUGGCGCUGGCGCUUCCGCUCCGCGACGGACCCCCGCGACAAAGUCUACGGCGUCCUCGGCUUCCGCCAAGACGUCUCUCUGCCCUCCGUCAAGAUGUGCAACUACGAGGUCGACGUGCGCACGCUCUACCACACCGUCACCAUCGACCUCAUCGACAGGAGCACCGACCUGCAGCCCCUGAUCGGCCGCGGCGGCGAAGGAACCGACAUCCCGGGCCUCGCAUCGUGGGCCGUCGACUGGAGCGGCGUCAAGGACGAAGCCAGACGCAGCAGGUGCAACUUCUGGGACCAUCACCACUGGUGGCACUGGGGCGGCUUCGAGGCAGAUCGCGGAAUGUUCGGUGUUGGCGAGGGCCUCAGAGUCGAGGACAACAACACUGCGCUCCGCAUCUGCGGCCUGAAGCUCAGCCGCGUCGCUCUGGUAGAGGAGAUUGCAGCUGGCGAGGAUAUUGCCGGCGAGGGCUCAGUCGCUUCCAUCUUCCGCUCAUACGGCAACCGAUGGGGCAAACUCUUGUCGAGAUAUCACCAGCAGUUCCCAGACAAGCUCUCUGACGGCGGAUUCACAGCGUUCCUGGGGCUCAUCACGGGCAGCCUAUCGCCAGAUGGAUCCGACGACGAAGACAAUCCGAACGAAUGGGUAAAUAAAAUGGUUCGGUCACAGGCCAUCUUCAUCACCGAGGAUGAGCAUGUCGGGCUUGGCCCCCAAAAUGUUCAGCCAGGUCAGGAACUCUGGAUCAUUGGUGGGUGCAGGGUGCCUGUCAUCUUGAAUGCUCUACCGAAAGCGUCUGAUGAAGAGUCAGAUCCGAGUUUGACCUUUCACAGCGAAUGUUUUGUCUACGGUGUCAUGAAGGGAGAGGCUGUAGAGGGUCGAGAAGAAGAAGUGAUUGAAAUCUUGCUUCGUUAA
Trichoderma aggressivum f. europaeum is the source of this 1695-nucleotide messenger RNA. RefSeq lists its product as uncharacterized. The transcript has a single exon. Lineage: Eukaryota; Fungi; Ascomycota; Sordariomycetes; Hypocreales; Hypocreaceae. The coding region runs from base 1 to 1695 and encodes 564 amino acids. The record is from RefSeq and is a predicted model, not a curated record.